Aspergillus welwitschiae is the source of this 734-nucleotide messenger RNA. RefSeq lists its product as uncharacterized. Lineage: Eukaryota; Fungi; Ascomycota; Eurotiomycetes; Eurotiales; Aspergillaceae. The transcript has 2 exons. The record is from RefSeq and is a predicted model, not a curated record. Bases 168 to 554 code for a protein of 128 amino acids.
AUAAAGCCGAAAAGGAGCACAAAUAAGAGCCCAGGAAAAGGGGAUUUACAAAAGAAAAGAGAAAAGUAAAAAAGAAAAUUACCCCUCUUGGCAGAGUUGGGUUCUCGGAAGCCCGGAGCGACCGGGAGGAGAUACUCGACUUCCAGGUCACGAUGCGCUGACGCACCAUGGGAAAUGACCUCAUCCCAAGGUACCGGACUUUUAGCGUGUGGCCUAGAGCGGACCAGUGGAUGUUCCCUUCUUGUUCCCCAUCCGCUUCGGGAUCCUGUUCGCCUGUUUUCGGGGCUUUUUCUUCUUGCUUCUUAAGGCUUCAUGGCCCCUCCCGCGGAUAUAUUACUAAUGCCGCGGGACAGCAGGCCUUUUUCGCGAUGCCAGAAUCACACAGAAGGGUCUUCAAGCCCAAGUUCGCACUAUUGGCGAAAGGGUCAACAAGGCUGCAAGUGCAUGAGACUACUAACUACUACUCCCUAUGCCGGUCCACCUUCAUCUGCGUGUCUGGCAGUGGCCUGUACGCCGUUUGGGCUCCGAUCUCGUCUCCACGCAGUCCUCUGUAGUCACAAUUAUGCCAGGACGCUCAUGCCAUGUAUCUAUCAAUCCCUUCCUGUCCGUCUGACAGUCCCCCGGAAGGCGCAGCAAUCAUUCGAUCGCGGGGGGGUGUAAACAGAAGUCCAGAAUGCAGGGAUUCUGAUACGCCCAACUUCUUAGGUCCCGCCUUCCCGUGACUUAUUGUAUCA